Messenger RNA from Schistosoma rodhaini, 3469 nucleotides. The record is from the annotation of a GenBank genome assembly. NCBI's taxonomy places the organism in Eukaryota, Metazoa, Platyhelminthes, Trematoda, Strigeidida, Schistosomatidae.
UUUAAAACUAAACUUAUUCUUUUUAUUCAAUUAAUUGAAAUCAUAAAAUAGUUUAGUCUAAGAUGUAUUGAAUUUGUUAAGAAUUACUUAAUAAAGAGAGAUAUAUCUUUAUCAUUCAGUGGAUUCCAUAAUCUACAUGUUUUGUCAAUUCAUUAAAAAGUUUGAAUCUUGUAUUUCAGUGUUUAUUAUUAUUGUAAAAACUGAGAAUAAUUGAACUUCAUUUCAUUUGUAAUAUUUCAAAACACCUUGUGAUCUAAGAUGACAUUUUUAUAUACAGAUCCUUAAUGUUUAAUAAGAGUCUUGGUGGAUUUUUUUUACAUAACAAAACGAAUAACUGGUCAGUCAGAAUGAAAUCAAACAAGACCAAAUGAUUGGAAUACAUUAUAUUACAAACGUUGUUUAAUUAGCUAUGUAAACUGUUUAAAUCUUCAUAUUGAAAUGUUGCAUGUUUUAUUAAAUUUUCAUACAAGUUUACACAUAGUCUUAGGAUAAUUUUGAUGAAAUGUGCAUUAUUUUCGUUCAAAAUAACUGAUUACAUGCUUAAUAGGAUGCAAGUAUCCAAUUGAUAUUUGUUAUCCACCUGGAUAUAUAUAUAGUUGAAGAUAUGUGGAACCAGAUUUGGAUAUUAUACUACAUUCUAUGGAUAACCAGUAUGUAUUUGUGCAUUGAAGCCUCCGAAAUUACUAUAUUGUCUCCAAAAGAGGCUGAAGUACUUCGAGAAAAAGUAAAAAAUGAAUGUGAACUCAAUCGAACAUUGGACAAGAAAUCUCACAUUUAUUCUCAAACGGAAUAUUGUCUUACAGAAUUUGAUUCAGUAUCUUGCUGGCCACCAACAAAGGGUGGGACAAUCGCUAAAAUACCUUGUCCAUCUCAUGUUCCAGGAGUUAAAAUAACUGGAACUGUUUAUCGUCCAUGUAAUCUAACUAUCGAGACACAAGAUUUAAAUGGAAGAAAAACGGUUGUUUGGAAAUUCGAUAGAUCUAAUUACAGUGAUUGUGUACAUCAUGAAGACAUAAUGGCGACCCAUUUGCCUAUUAUACAAACUUCUGUGUUUUAUGGUUACGCAAUCUCUAUGGUUUUAUUACUAAUAGCUACAGGAAUAAUUUUACGAUUUCGACGUCUCAGAUGCACUAGGAAUAACCUACAUUUGAAUUUGUUCAGUGCGAUUUUGCUACGAUGUGUCUUACAUUUUAUAAAGCAUGCAGCAGACGGCCAAGGGGUUAUUUGCAAAAUAUUUACUACUCUUCAUGUGUUUACAAUUGAAGCAACAUAUUCUUGGGUACUUAUGGAAGCACUUUAUCUUCAUAACAGUGUACUUGUUCAUGUAAUGCAUGAAAGUAGGACAUCUUUUAUUCUUUAUGCUUCAAUUGGAUGGUCCCUCCCAAUAUUGGUAAUUACUGUAUGGGUUUUAUUGAGAAUAUUCGUGACAACAGGUGAUCAGUGCUGGGAUUUAGACAUUGGAUCUGGUAGCCCAAGUAGAAUACUUUUAAUUGUAUAUCCAGCAAUAAUUAUGUUGUUUAACUUGGCAUUUUUUAUCAAUUUAUUACGGGUGAUAUUUAACAAAACACAAUCGCAACCAAUGAGUGAUGCCAAACGUUUAAGGACAUUACUGAAAUCUACUUCAGUGCUUGUUAUAGUUUUUGGUUUAUAUCAUUUAUUUUUAAUCCCAUUAAAUUUAAUGCAAAUUAAUACACAUAUUAAUGGACCUGGAUUACUUGAAAUAAUUAAACUUUAUUAUGAACAGAUAAUGGAAGCUUUUCAGGGUUCAUUUGUCGCCAUUCUACUUUGUUUUAUCAAUAAAGAGGUAACUUGCAAUCAAUGUAAUGUGUUUAUAUUUAUUGAUGUAUAUUCCUCUGAAAACAAUUUCAUUUCAUCAGUGUUAAAUAAGUACAUUAUGAUGUAACUAGACCCUCUCACAGUUCAGUUUGUAUAUUUUAAUGCUUAGCGACUUUAGUCAAACCACUGAUAGACAUCAAACGGUAGAGAACAACUAUUUCAUCUUAGCAUAGAACUUCACAAUAUUGCUCAUACAUGACUGAGACAGUGAAGAAACCUUGAGCUUUCAGUUCACAGGUUGAGCAGAUAACUUAUAAUCUACUGGGCUUUCAUCAAAUAUUCCACUUUUCCAACCUUAAUAAAUAUUUAUGAGACAGUUAUUACCAAUGCUAAUGUUUGCUGGUCGUGUAAUAUCACAAAUAUGAAAGCUGUAAGAAAACUAUGAGCUUAAUAGUCUAAGAGUUCAACGUCAGGCUGCAAUGACUGUCCAUAGUCCUCCGACUUCCUAGCAUUUAUUAGUCCAUGAUCAAAGCCUUAGACUAAACCUUACUUAUACAGUUAUUUCUGAAUUUAAACGUGUUUAUAGACGUAAACAAUAUCUUCAAAGUAAUACAGAAAAUCGGCGUCAAAGUGUUUGGUUCAAUAAUCAAGAUGCAGAAUAUGAACCUGGUGAACGACAGAUAGAUAUUAAAUCUGGAAUUAAAUUAUCAAAAAGCCCAUCUUUAAGUGUAAGACAGAAGUCUUUUGCCGACAGAUUUCAUAAAAUAAUAAAACCUCGGUCGAAUGAUAAGUUCCAAAGACCAUCUGGUUUAAGAAGACCAUCACCCCUUUGUCGAAAUAGCGCAAUCAUAACAGAAUAAAAAUAUUUACAAUAAUAUUACCUGCAUAAUCAUGAACUUAUAGUACAAAUUCUUAUAGAUAUUGAUAUUACUUGUCCUCCAGGAUAUUUUCAAUCUUCAUUUCCUUCUGAAACUAUCUAAUUAAGACGAGUCCAGCCUUCCUUCUAUAUAAGACUGUCAGAUAGAGUUUUUCAAGAGGUAUAAACUUCAAUUGAUAAAGACGAACAGGAUCUACUUCUUACGGUUCCAACACAUUUCAGUGUUAAAUGAUGUACAUUUUUUCAGAUUAUUGAUGUAGAUGAACAUGUCUUGGAUAAAAAGCAAAACUCAUUCAAAUGAAUUCUAUUCUAUUUGAUUAUAAAAGUAUAUAUUUUGUUGAAUAUCUUUUCUUUUUUAACCAACUUCACUGCUGUACAAAAGAUGAUUCCUUUAAAACGAACUGAAUGAAAAACUAGUAUUGUAUUAUUUUGAUAUAAAAGCUUGACAACAAAAACAAAUAUUUUUUAAAUGAUUAACAUAUUUAUGAUUAGAUAGAUUAAUAUAAUUAAAUAAAAUCGGUUAAAUUCCCAUUUAUUCAAUUACAACUGAAUUUUUAAUGAUUAUUAUAAUCAUAAAAGGUAGUUUCUUGUAGCUGUAAAUAAUUACCCAAAUACAAAAGCUUUGUAAGUGUUCGACAUUGGAUGCUGACCACAUGAGUUUAAGUGGACUUGUUUAGCUGAAGGCUCUCGGUCAUGCAUCCGUACUAGAUCACGUUACAGCACGGCGUGGGAAAAAUCUCUUAUGAUCAUUAGCCAGAUUAGAUCAAUCGCUUCUCGAUAUAUUGAUAACGCAUCAAAUAUAUCUUCCAACCUCUU